Molecule: messenger RNA, 760 nt
Organism: Amphiprion ocellaris (clown anemonefish)
Lineage: Eukaryota; Metazoa; Chordata; Actinopteri; Pomacentridae
Product: protein S100-B-like
Exons: 4
Coding region: 423-728 (101 amino acids)
Biological process (GO): positive regulation of canonical NF-kappaB signal transduction; positive regulation of cell population proliferation
Cellular component (GO): cytoplasm; nucleus
Molecular function (GO): RAGE receptor binding; calcium ion binding; S100 protein binding
Source: RefSeq, a predicted model, not a curated record
ACCCAACCAGGUUUACUCUCUGCCUUUAUUUUCCUGUCGUCGGUGCCUCUCGGUGGCUGUUUUUCUCCGUCAGAGCUGCCGACACCAAAACGCAACCGAGCGAGACAGCGGCGAGAAACAACGAGGACGUCUACUAAAAAAAAUGUUGGUAUUAGAGCUCUUAAUUAACGCUGGGACCUGCCUGCUCUGGUUUCUUUACGUCAGUUUCCUACCGAAGGAAGGGCGGCCGCUCCUCUCACAUCUAGGCCGACGGAGACAAGGUCCGGACCGCCGCGCAACCGCACACGGAACGGCGCGGAGGAUCGUCAAGGUGCGGACGAGAGGCGCGUUCAGUAAUGAGGGCGAGGCGGACAACACAACACACUGCUACAUGAGCCUCCAGUUUCUCUAAGGAUCCUUACUAGGCAGAGGAACUUCUACAGAUGGAGCAGGCCUCAAAGGAACCGAUGUCAGACCUGGAGGUUGGGAUGGUCACUAUUAUUCGAGUUUUCCACAAAUACUCCGGUCUCAAGGGCAAGCUGAAAAAAGCAGAGCUUAAAGAUCUUAUCAACAAUGAGAUGAAUCAUUUCAUAAUGAAAAUCCAAGAGAAUGAAACUCUGGACGAGCUCUUUGCUGAUCUGGACCAGAAUGGAGAUCUGGAGAUCGACUUCAAGGAGUUUAUCGCCCUCAUCGCCAUGGUCACCUCGGCGUGCCACGAUCUCUUCAUCCCAGUCCAGCAUAAUGAAUAGACUGAUUACACAUUAAAAAUAUGGGAAACACA